This is a messenger RNA of Tripterygium wilfordii, 851 nucleotides long. RefSeq names its product protein FANTASTIC FOUR 1-like. Bases 255 to 677 code for a protein of 140 amino acids. NCBI's taxonomy places the organism in Eukaryota, Viridiplantae, Streptophyta, Magnoliopsida, Celastrales, Celastraceae. The transcript has a single exon. The record is from RefSeq and is a predicted model, not a curated record.
GAUCAAAAGCUUCCUCCUAAAUGUCAAUGGAGGUCUUCAAGUAGGUCUUGUCACUGUGACUGGAGACAUUCACCGUCAACAAAAAGUCGUCGAGUCUUCCUUCUGUCUCCUCAUCUGCGCCUUCGAGGAAGGUGGACUCCAGGGAGGUUGGAUUUUUCUCAUUGGCGAGGAUGUUGACGGGCUGAUGUCGUGCACGGAGAGUUUAGGGUUUGAGAGUUGAAAUUGAUGAUCAGCUACUUUGCUGUUCCAAAACGAUGUCGUCUUCUUCUAAUUAUUCUUCUUUGGCGCUCAAAUGGAGGAGGAGGAGGAGGAGGUUGUUGGAGAGGAAGAGAGAGCAAAAGAAGUUUCCACCGCCACUUUCGUCCUUAUGUGAAAACGGACAGCCGAGUUUCUUCCUCCGGCCGGUGAGGAAGGAUGGGAGGUUAGAGUUAACUGAGGUUAGGAUUGAUAGGCCUAGUGUUUUCCAUGCUUAUAGAGAAGAUGGACGGUUGAGAUUGCAUAUUGUUAGCGACAUUAAUAUUCAUGAUGACGAUGUUGAAGAGGAGGAGGAGAUGAUGGAGGAGGAGGAGGAGGAGGAGGUGAAGGAGGAGGAGCAAGUCGUUGGUGGUGGGGAAUGGAGGUUUGAAGGGUUUAGGAGGUGUCAUCAGAACCCUCAGUCAUCAACACCACCACCAUAAUUUGUUGGGUGAGGUAGGUUAGUUAGCAGCUUUGUCACGUGGAGCUUGAAAAUCAUGGCGUGUGUGUAUGUAUCUAUGUAUGUGUUUCUCAUUGUUUUCCCUAAAUAUAGAGAUAAGUAUCAUAAAAGUCCAUAUAUUUUGUAAAACAAUUCGAGUGAGCCCUUUCAUUUUUUC